Sphenostylis stenocarpa is the source of this 558-nucleotide messenger RNA. The record is from the annotation of a GenBank genome assembly. Lineage: Eukaryota; Viridiplantae; Streptophyta; Magnoliopsida; Fabales; Fabaceae.
AUGGGUCUUCUGAGCAUCAUCAGAAAAAUCAAGCGGAAAGAGAAGGAAAUGAGAAUUCUGAUGGUGGGAUUGGACAAUUCGGGGAAAACCACAAUCGUUCUCAAGAUAAAUGGAGAGGACACUAGCGUCAUCAGUCCCACGCUCGGCUUCAACAUCAAAACCAUUACUUACCAGAAGUACACCCUAAAUAUAUGGGAUGUUGGGGGCCAGAAAACAAUAAGAUCUUACUGGAGAAAUUACUUUGAGCAAACAGAUGGGUUGGUUUGGGUGGUUGACAGUUCAGAUCUGAGAAGGUUGGAUGAUUGCAAAUUGGAGUUGGAUAACCUUCUCAAGGAAGAGAGGCUGUCUGGAGCAUCUUUACUGAUAUUAGCAAAUAAACAAGACAUAAAAGGUGCCCUUACACCUGAAGAAAUAGCUAAGGUGCUGAACUUGGAAGCCAUGGAUAAAUCUCGGCAUUGGCAGAUAGUUGGCUGUAGCGCAUACACUGGUGAGGGUCUGCUCGAGGGAUUUGAUUGGUUGGUCCAGGACAUUGCCUCUAGGAUCUAUAUGCUUGACUGA